UGUCAAAAUAAAAUCAGCAGGACUUUUGUAAAGGUGUCGGUGUUAUAUGUGAAAACAACAAAUUUUAAUAAUAUAAGUGUCCAGAAAGAACUGUUAACCACCUGCAUAGUACGGAAAAUUACGGAAUUUGACGGUGGUGAAAUUUUAAGGUUAUCUACCGUUAUAUUUGAAUUUGAAGAAAAUGUCCAUUAAAAUCUUGUUCGUUAUUCCUGCAACUUGUAAAAGUGAGCAAGAAUGUUCAAAAGUUAUGCUUGAAUCGUACAGUGCUGCAGUUAUAUAUGAACUUGAUACAAAGUGGAUAAAUGAAACAGACAGUAAUAUUGAAACUGGUAAAACUGAUUUUAUUAUAUUUGAAAAAUUUGAAGGGCCCUUCUACACAAAAGUAUUACAUUCCAAGAGUGUCAGAAUUUUAUCUCCCCUGUGUUUACUGCAAUGCAUAGAGCAAGCUAAACCAAUUCCUAAUUCAGAUACACCACUUGUCAGUUUGGCACUGGAAAAUUGCAUAGUGGUAUGCUCCUGCCUUCCAAAAGACUGCAAACGCGAUUUAAAAUGGAAAGUGCAAGCUAUGGCCGGCUUAUUUUCUGGGAAAUUGGUUUCAGACACAACUUAUUUAAUCACUGAUGGCGUAAAAUCAGAAAAAUUUAAUGUUGCUGUGACCAUGGGAAUCAAAAUAAUGAGCGUUGAGUUUAUCGAUGCGUUGUGGGAAGCAAGCAAAACGCGUGGGAUCCAUGCCUCUCAUGAUGAAUUUCAAAAAUUUACCUGUCCAGUAUUUCUAAAUCUGAAUAUCUGCAGCACAGGAUUUAGUAAGGAUGAAAUUCAGGUUCAAAAACUGGUUGAACAACACGGUGGACGAUUUUCUUCCGCAAUGGACGUGAGUAAAACGGAUAUCUUAGUUUGUAAGUCGUCUACGUCAACCACUUCGGCCAAAUAUAAAACAGCGAUGAAGAAAAACAUCGACUGUGUGACUGAAGAUUGGAUUUUGGAUAGUGUCAAAAAGGGAUACGCAUUACCGAACGUAAAGGACUAUGCUGUGAAGGCUGCUACAUCAACACCAACAAAAAACGAGGCAUUUGUUGAUCCGAACUUUUCACAAAUGAGUAUGAUUAUUAAGCCUACUUCGAGUCAAGCUGUAUCACCGAAGUUGAUCGAACAGACGAUGAAUAAUAGUAAUUUCUUGGUCGCAACGAAACGAAAAAGUCCCGCCACAGCUUUUGAUUCUGUUAUUGAUAAUAUUGAUAUUAAAAGAGCAAAAACAUGUGGGUUGUUUUUAGAUGGUUGUGUGAUAUUCGUGGCGGGUUUUAAGACUGAACAGAAAGAAAAAUUGUGUAAGAUACUAAAUUUUAGUGGAGCUGUGCCUUGUUUCUCAUUGAAUGAUCGAAUCACGCAUGCAAUCAUUGGCAAUCCUAAGUGCCAUGAAUUUAAACAAAUCACAAGCAAAAAUUUACCAUGUGCUAUUGUUGAUGUCAAAUGGCUGGUAGACAGUAUGAAUGAACAGAUGCCAGUCGAUGUUGACAAGUAUUUGAUAACUAGCGAAAAUUGCACGCAACAAAGCAAUACCUCAGGAAACAAUUCACCACUUAGCAAGAAAGGAUUGAGUUUCCUACGCGCGGAUGUUACUAUUUUGGAAUCUCAUCCAGAAAAAGUAGACAACCCGCCACCUGUUGAGACUAAUGAUCAAGACGAUGAGGUACUGCAACGUUACAUGAAUUCCAUGCAAGGAAGCAACAGUGUUGAUGAUGCACUCGCUGCUUUCACUUUAAAUCCCCAACCGAAUCAAACAAACAAAACAUCAGCCGAUAAACACAAUUCCUGCACCCCGAAUCCCAAAACUAGUGAUGCAUUUAAAGCAAACGCAAGUUCUCCAAGUAUUAGUAUCACGAUUGAAGAAAGUAUGGCACCGAUUUUCAGCAAUCUAAAGUUCAUAGUUUUAAACUAUACCGAAGAAGAAGAAGAAAGUAUGGUAGAACAGAUUAAAGAGAUGCAGGGGACAGUGGUUGGAAAGAACUUUAAGGGCAUACCUGACUAUGCGAUUGUCCCGAUUAACAAUCAAAGUUUGCAACAUACCGCAACUAAUAUUGUUACAUUUCUCUGGUUGUCUGAAUGCUUGGAACAGAAAUGCCUUCUUACCGAAUUGGAAUACUACCAUCGUCCGUUUCCUUCUACGUCAGAUGCCUUGAAGGGUUUGUGUAUUACGUUUAGUGGAUUAGGUCGGUACGAGAAAGAGUUUCUUUCACAUAUCAUUGAUCAGCACGGCGGUGUGCAACAGGAUUGGAUGUCACGAAAUGCAAUCCCAGCAAAGAAUACCCUGGCAACAACUCAUUUGAUUUCGAAUGAACCAAGCGGAAAGAAAUAUGAAGGCGCCUUGAAGUGGGGUUUGCCGGUUGUUCACAAGGAAUGGCUGCUGAAAUGUGUGGAAGAGAGAAAGCGUGUCAACGAAGAGGAGUAUAUUCUUAGAAAGGACAAAGAAGGCAUUGACGCCUCUGUUACUGUUUCAACACCAGUUAGGAAGCGUACCACUGAAGUACCAGAAGUUUGUGCAACUCCGCCUAAUAUGGGAAUGGGUCCAUGCAGUCAAAUUACUCCCGUGAAUGAAAUAAUGGCACGGGUACGGAAAAUGUGCGGUGGAAUGGUGACUCCCGGCGGGCAAGCGGGUACACCUGAAACACCUGAUGGUAAUAAUUCACGGAUGGAUAUUGCUACUCCUGAUACUCCCUAUGGAGCGAUAUUCCAAAACCCACCGCCAGCAGAUGUGCGAAAGAAGUGGAAACGUUGGGUGAUGAAUAUGCCAUCACCGAAAGCAAGUCAAAGCACGCCGUUGUCCGAAAUCAAACGACAGUUUUGGUCGAAAUACAACAGCUCGCAUUCCAGUAGAGAGUCACAGAGUGGAGAUUUACGAAAGGAAUUUCCUUCCCUGUUUUCACAGAACGAAAAUCGGGCGCCGCCUGCGGAGCAAUCUGAACCAAUGGCUAUUGAUCCGCCUUAUAAUGAUACUGAAAAUGCUAUGAAUGACUUGGUCUUAGGUCAAAUCGAUGUAUUGGAAUCGCAUAUGAUGUCGACCGCCGGCAAUUCGGUCCGCCGUUCAUCAGUGAGAAAAAUGGAAAAUGAGGGCGGCAAAAUCCCCGAAAAAGAGUCACAACCAAUGACAGUGGGUUGGGAUGAAUACAUGGUGAUACCGUCUGCACCGAAACACAAACACUUCAUGAUUUCUGGUGUAGAUGUUGAAGAACGUGCAUCGCUCGUUAAGGAAAUUGAAGAAUUAGGCGGCACCGUUUCCUCAUUGAAUAAUUUUGAUCCUUCGGCUACUCAUCUGUUGUGCCAUAAGUUAAACCGCAACGAAAAGCUGCUCGCGUCUAUGGCCAGUGGUUUAUGGAUUUUGCAUAUCUCGUACGCUACAGAUUCAUAUGCAGCUAAAAAAUUAUUAAACGAAGAGGAUUAUGAGUUUGGUAAUCCCAAAGCAAUGCACAAGUUUAAGCUAGAUAGUGAUGCACAGCAGAAAGCAACAGCCGCACGAUAUUGGCGCGAAGAAAUUGGUCGCCGAGGAUAUGGAGCUUUCCACGACAUCAGAGCUAUUGUACUAGCUAACAGGAAGGAGCCAAUGAUUAGGGUUUUGCAGGCGGGAGGUGCUAUGAUUGUUGAUGCCAGCCCACCGUUUGAAGAAAACGUUAGUGCCACGCAUUGCUUCCUGGAAGUGAAGAACAACGAGUUGAGUCCAUUCAUUACUUUAGCGCAACAGGGCAUUCUUUGUAUAAAUACUCUUUACGUUAAUGAUUUUCUUCAGAGGACUGCUCAGGAUAUCAAUGAUUUUAUUCUUCCUGGAUUUCGUAAAUAUUACUAGAGAUUCGUUAAGUUUAAAGUAAAGUAAAUUUAAUUUUAGAAUAAAUUUUUUUUUUAUUUUCCUUGCACAUGAUGUAAAACCCAGUAAAACUGCAUGCUCUUUAUUUUAGAAUCCUACAGUAAGUGUCCUAAAUUGCCUGUUAAAUUUUGUUACCUUAAUUCUCUUUCAAAAAUGUUAAUAUUUUCAAAACUUGGUUGAACUCUACCAUCUCACUAUCUCAUUUGAAAAUAGAGAAAUAUGUUGUUCCACAACGAUGUGUGAUCUUGUUGACUUUGCAUAUUGUUUGUACUCCCUAGGUUUUUUAUCUCUAAAUAAAAAUUUGAAUUUAA
Messenger RNA from Dalotia coriaria, 4164 nucleotides. RefSeq names its product mutagen-sensitive 101 (gene mus101). The record is from RefSeq and is a predicted model, not a curated record. Lineage: Eukaryota; Metazoa; Arthropoda; Insecta; Coleoptera; Staphylinidae. The coding region runs from base 182 to 3835 and encodes 1217 amino acids. Gene Ontology annotation, biological process: DNA replication initiation; mitotic G2 DNA damage checkpoint signaling; mitotic DNA replication checkpoint signaling. The transcript is spliced from 12 exons.